Messenger RNA from Diabrotica virgifera virgifera (western corn rootworm), 1695 nucleotides. Its product is annotated as GATA zinc finger domain-containing protein 14-like. Bases 90 to 1631 code for a protein of 513 amino acids. The record is from RefSeq and is a predicted model, not a curated record. NCBI's taxonomy places the organism in Eukaryota, Metazoa, Arthropoda, Insecta, Coleoptera, Chrysomelidae. The transcript has 2 exons.
UUUAGAUUUUGGCAAGAACCGUAGAAGUAUAUAACUGAAUUCAAAAAUUUACUCAAGCAUAUCCACCUGUAUCUUAGAACAGUGCAAAAAUGAAACAAGUAAUAAUCAUCUCCAUACUAUUUACGUCUGUCUUUGGUGCCAAACUAAACCAAUAUCUUCCUCCAAGACCUGAGAACAACAACGCGCAGUAUGAACCACCAGCACUUCCAAAUCAACCGUUUACUGCAGCCAGCCAUUCCCAGCAGCAAUUCGCUAAUCCAAAUUUUCACAUCAACGGAAAUGGAAACGGUAAUGCACAAGGACAUGCCUCAAGCUUUGGUUUAAAAUCUACCAACCAAGCACCAAACUCUGGAAACGAUAACACUUUCGGACCAUCAUUUAACUCUUUUAACCAAAAAGCAGCACCUAAUGGUCAAUUUGGACAGUCAAACGGUUUCAAUCAACGAUCCGGACAACCGCAAUACAACGGUCAAUUUUCUGGUUCUCAAUCUGCCUCAAUCGGUUUAAUCAGAUCUGAAUUCAAUCCUGAUCUCGGAGAUGGACAUUAUAGCUAUUCAUAUGAAACUGAAAAUGGAAUUUCAGCCCAAGAAGAAGGAUCUAUUCAAAACAAAGGUAAAUCAGCCCAAGGAGGAUUCUCUUAUACUUCUCCAGAAGGUGAACAGAUCACGCUUGAAUACACUGCUGACGAAAACGGUUUUGUACCAAAAGGGUCUCAUGUUCCUGAAAUUCCUGAAGCGAUCUUGAAAUCAAUUGAACUAAAUAAAGCUGCCGAAGCUCGUGGAGAAUACAAUGAAGGUUCCUAUAGAGAGGAAUAUAACCAAGAAGGCUCAAAUGGAAACAAUAGAUACCACGGCAAUGCAAAUAAUAAAUACCAAGAAAAUUCAAAUGGUGGAUAUCAAGGAAAUGGUCCACGUGAACAAUCUCCAUUUGCUUCUCAAGAAAAUAGACAAGUAGCAUCUUUACCAGGUCCAAAAUCCUUUAGAACACAAAAAAAUGGCUAUCAAUAUUCAGGUCCAUCAAAAUCAAACAACUUUGCUGAUCAAGGUACAUUUGCGUCCCAGCAAAGUAAUCAAGUAUCACCUUUCGGAGGUCAACAAGGCUCAAAACCUUCUUUUGCACAAAGUGGUAACAACGGAUACCAAUAUUCAGCUCCUAAGUCAAAUUUUGCCGAUCAGGGUAGUUUCGCUUCUCAACAAAACCAACAAGUAACACCGUUUGGUAAGCAACAAGGACCUUUUGGAAAAUCAAGUGAGCCUAAAACGUCAUUCGGAUCAUCACCUCAAUUUGGACAGCAAAAUGGAAAUUUUAAAAAUGGUGGUAAACAAAACAAUGGUUAUCAAUAUCCAAUUCCUGAACAGUCCCCUUUCUCUUCUCAACAAAACAAGCAAAUAACUCCUUUUGGAUCCCAAUUUUCUCCAAAACCUCAGUACGGAGCUCCUGAACAGUCAUCAUCAGCCAGUCAAAACAAUGGACAAUAUAGUUCAUUCCAAGGACCAAAGAACCAAAUUUCAAGUUUUUCUGGAAACAAUGGGUUCAACAGCCAGUCAGCAUUCCAGAACAAAGGACAGCAGAGCGGUACGUCUGGACAAUUUGGCACAGUUCAAGAUAGCAAUGGUGGUUACAAAUACUAAACAAUGAUAUUAUCUCGCUUUUAUACAGCUUUUAUAUUUUGCAAUAAAUACAUAUAUAAAUUAA